Molecule: messenger RNA, 1336 nt
Organism: Sinocyclocheilus rhinocerous
Lineage: Eukaryota; Metazoa; Chordata; Actinopteri; Cypriniformes; Cyprinidae
Product: probable tRNA(His) guanylyltransferase
Exons: 7
Coding region: 272-1165 (297 amino acids)
Biological process (GO): tRNA modification
Molecular function (GO): tRNA guanylyltransferase activity; magnesium ion binding
Source: RefSeq, a predicted model, not a curated record
ACCGCUUACGCACAUGUGAGUUUUGACACCACAUACUUCCGGUUAAAGAAUAAUAUUUUGUAAACAGUAUAAUGUUAAAUAUUUAAAAAUACAACGCGUUUUAAGAUAAACACUCGUUGAAGCUCUUCCCGAGACAUGAAAAUUAACAUUUAAUUCAUGACGAUGCGAUUUCUGGAUGACAGCUAUCCGGUUACGCCUCACAAAUAUUCUGAACUAACUGCAUGAUUUAAGUUAAACAUAUUAAACAACUCGUAUUUUUCCUGAUAUCCUUAUGCUAAGACUGUUAUCGGUCAACUUUAGAGGGCUUACAGAGCACAAGACACUCUUAAGUCUUAAUUUCAGUACAUCAUCUGUCAUGGCCAAAAGCAAAUUUGAAUACGUGAGAAACUUUGAGCUCGACGACACAUGUUUGAGAAACUGUUACAUUGUGGUUCGGCUAGAUGGACGCAACUUCCACAAGUUUUCUGAGCAGCAUAACUUCAUGAAGCCCAGUGAUAACCGAGCUCUGGGUUUGAUGAGUCGCAGUGCCCGUUCAGUCAUGGAAGAGCUGGAGGACAUCACUAUAGCCUAUGGACAGAGUGAUGAGUUCAGCUUUGUGUUCAAAAGAUCAACCACUUGGUUCAAAAGAAGGGCCAGUAAACUAAUGACCCAUGUGACGUCCCAGUUUUCCUCUAGCUUCGUUUACUACUGGAAGGAGUAUUUUGGGGAGCAGCCGCUGCUGUACCCUCCCAGCUUUGAUGGCAGGGUGGUUCUGUAUCCGAGCAAUCGUAACCUAAGAGACUAUCUAAGCUGGAGACAGGCAGAUUGUCACAUUAACAAUUUGUACAACACUACGUUUUGGACGCUGGUGCAGAAAGGUGGACUGACCACAACGCAAGCUGAGGAGAGACUCAGUGGAACACAAGCAGCAGAUAAGAAUGAGAUCUUGUUUUCGGAGUUCAAUAUCAAUUACAAUAAUGAAUCCCCACUGCACAAAAAAGGCAUGACUUUAAUAUGGGAAAAGGUGAAUGAAACCACAACUAAACUGACCAAGCGGCCAGAUAAAGGAGAGACAGAAAUUAAUGUAACACGGACAAGAAAGAAGGUCACAAGUCAUUCCUGUGAUAUCAUUGGAGAUCAGUUCUGGGAAGAACAUCCAGACAUUCUGGAAAGUGAACAGUGUUGAUCACAUGGUUAAAAGACUGUACCAGACCAAAUUUUGUCUAGUUUGGAGGAAAAGAAGCAGAAUGAAGGGGGGUGUUGCCAUGUUAUUUUUCCCCUUAAGAUUCCAAGUGGAGAUAAGGAAUGACACAAGGAUCUUAUUCUCUCCUGCAGGGAUGAGCAUCUGUUUCACCUC